Molecule: messenger RNA, 792 nt
Organism: Dovyalis caffra
Lineage: Eukaryota; Viridiplantae; Streptophyta; Magnoliopsida; Malpighiales; Salicaceae
Source: the annotation of a GenBank genome assembly
AUGGCUAGCCUUAGCUUCUUCUUGAUAGCAUUAACAUCAGCAAUGAUCAUCGGCAAAUCAAUGGCCAUAGGUUAUGGUAAAGUACGCGUACCACCGGUUUUCCGGCCGAGCCGAUGGUCACUUGCUCACGCCACCUUUUAUGGCGACGAGACCGCUCGCGAGACCAUGGGAGGGGCUUGCGGGUAUGGAAAUUUGUUUCAAACUGGAUAUGGAACAGAUACAGCUGCACUGAGCACAACAUUAUUUAACAAUGGAUAUGCUUGUGGGACUUGUUACCAAAUAAAGUGCGUGAAUGCCCCUGCAUGCUAUGGGGUAAUUGCAACAGUGACUGCUACAAACAUUUGCCCUCCGAAUUGGUCCCAGGAUUCUAACAAUGGUGGAUGGUGCAACCCUCCUCGGGUUCACUUUGACAUGUCCAAGCCUGCAUUCAUGAAAAUUGCUCAAUGGAAAGCUGGCAUUGUCCCGGUCAUGUACCGAAGAGUACCAUGCGUAAGAACUGGUGGGCUUCGAUUCCAAUUCCAAGGAAAUGGGUACUGGUUGUUGGUGUACGUGAUGAAUGUAGGAGGAGGUGGUGACAUUGCCAACAUGUGGGUGAAGGGAAGCAAAACAGGAUGGAUAAGCAUGAGUCAUAACUGGGGAGCUUCUUACCAGGCAUUUUCUAGCCUAGGAGGCCAAGCUCUGUCUUUCAAGGUCACUUCUUACACAACCAAGCAGACUGUUAUCGCAUUAAACGCUGCUCCUUCAAACUGGCGUGCAGGGAUGACUUACAAAUCGAAGGUGAACUUCCGUUAG